AUGUCCAAACCUGUCGAUUUUACUGCUGAAGCACCACAAAACAAAGACGCACCGUGGCAAGCCCCCAUUUCGCCACGCGGCGAGGACCCUUGGAAUCAGUCCAAAGAAGCUCGUCAACACCCGGAAGAGUUUUCCACUGCACACGGUACCGUGGACUUUGACAACAGCUCAGAUGAUGCCAAUUCUUCGCUGCAGCAACACUCGCAGUCUUCAAAGAAAAAGGACCCUCACAAUACAAAAGAUGCUCAACCUCAUGAUAACACAGAAGGAUUCGGACACACUGUAUCGCAGCCUCACGUCGUUGAUAGUACCAUUAAGCGCGAUCCUGAUAACAUUGGCGCAUAA
This is a messenger RNA of Radiomyces spectabilis, 345 nucleotides long. RefSeq lists its product as uncharacterized. NCBI's taxonomy places the organism in Eukaryota, Fungi, Mucoromycota, Mucoromycetes, Mucorales, Radiomycetaceae. The record is from RefSeq and is a predicted model, not a curated record. The transcript has 2 exons. Bases 1 to 345 code for a protein of 114 amino acids.